Molecule: messenger RNA, 1852 nt
Organism: Dimorphilus gyrociliatus
Lineage: Eukaryota; Metazoa; Annelida; Polychaeta; Dinophilidae
Source: the annotation of a GenBank genome assembly
GAUGCAGCUAUUUGGAGGAGAAUGGAAUUUUCCAGGAGGCAGACCCUCUAGUAACUUCGAUACGUUCCCUAUAGCCUUGUUAACAGUCUUCCAAAUACUAACUGGAGAAGAUUGGAACGAAGUUAUGUACAACGGCAUACAGUCUCAGGGAGGAAUUCAUGGUGGAGGAAUGGUCUAUUGCUCAUAUUUCAUCGUUCUCGUAUUAUUUGGCAACUACACACUGCUCAACGUUUUCUUGGCUAUCGCCGUCGAUAACUUGGCAAAUGCUCAGGAAUUAACCGCUGCCGAAGAGGAAGCUGAUGAAGAAGAAGAAAAGAGACGGCAGGAGGUGAAAGACGAAGUUGCCCAACAAUUUGACAGUCAUUCUCACGUUGCACAGGUCGAAAAUAAUAAAGAAGAACAAUCGCAACUGGAUAUGAGGGAGCAAUUCCCAACUAGUUUUCCUCCAGCACAUAUGAGAAUUGGAGCAGGAGGAGCUCCUAUGGUGAACAUUUGUCCACCGUCACCGCAGAACAAUAAAGACCCUAAGACUGGGAACUUUAAUUAUACUGAUCAGGCGUCAAAUAAUAAGAGUAACAUUGACAAAGCGAAAGCCUCUGGAAAAAGUGAGACUGAAGCCAGAGAAGACGCUGAGAGCGACGAUGGUAGCGACGGAAGCGAAAAAGAAGGCGAGGGAGAACAAACGUUUACUGGUCCGAAACCUAUGCUGCCUUAUUCCUCCAUGUUUAUCUUCGGGCCAACUAAUCCUAUUCGACGCUUUUGCCACUUUGUGGUUAACUUACGCUACUUCGAUCUAUUCAUCAUGAUCGUUAUUUGUGCGUCUUCCAUUGCACUUGCAGCAGAAGAUCCAGUAGAUGAGAAGUCUUAUAGAAAUAAAAUAUUAAAUUACUUCGAUUAUGUAUUUACUGGAGUCUUUACAGUAGAGAUGAUCUUGAAGAACAUAGACCUUGGAAUGAUCAUUCAUCCAGGGUCUUACUUCAGAGACUUGUGGAAUGUUCUCGACGCUACCGUCGUUGUGUGUGCCCUUACAGCGUACGCUUUUGUGGAUAGCACAAGUGCCGGAAAGAAUUUGAAUACCAUUAAGUCGUUGAGAGUCCUUAGGGUACUUCGACCUUUAAAGACAAUUAAUAGGGUCCCUAAACUAAAGGCCGUUUUCGAUUGUGUAGUUAAUUCUUUGAAGAAUGUUUUAAAUAUAAUGAUUGUCUACCUUUUAUUUCAAUUCAUCUUUGCUGUUAUUGCCGUACAACUUUUCAAAGGGAGAUUCUUCUAUUGUACGGAUGCUUCAAAAAAUACCAAGACAGAAUGUCAAGGACAAUAUUUUGUUUAUGACAAGAAUAAAAAUAUACCGAGUGUAGAUGAUAGAAAAUGGAAUAGAUGGGAUUUUCAUUACGACAAUGUUCUUGCUGCUAUGCUGACUCUUUUCACGGUGCAAACUGGUGAAGGUUGGCCUGCUGUUUUAAAGCACUCAAUGGAUUCUACAUACGAGAACCGGGGUCCGUCACCCGGAUAUCGAAUGGAAAUGGCAAUUUUCUACGUGGUCUACUUUAUAGUCUUUCCUUUCUUCUUUAUUAACAUAUUCGUCGCUUUGAUUAUCAUUACAUUCCAAGAACAAGGUGAAAAUGAACUGGUCGAUCAAGAUCUUGAUAAAAACCAGAAACAAUGUAUCGAUUUCGCCAUUAACGCCCGUCCUCUUUGCCGUUAUAUGCCCAAGAACAAACAAUCAGUUAAAUAUCGGAUUUGGCGAAUAGUUGUCUCGGCACCUUUUGAGUACUUUAUUAUGGUUAUGAUUGCGUUAAAUACCAUAAUUCUCAUGAUGAAGGUAUGUACGGUUAUUUUACACUUAUAUUAUUGA